UCUCACUAUUUUUCUCAUCCUUCAUUAACCAAUUAUCUCAUUCAAUACUGAAAAAUGGGUUCAAAGAAAGCAAUCCUCAUUCUAGGCCUCUUGGCCGUGGUUCUUCUUAUCGUUUCAGAGGUCGCAGCAAGGGACUUAACUGAGGCUUCCUCUGAUUCCAAAAAAGCUGAGGUUGUUGAGGAGACAAAUGAAGUGAAUGAUGCCAAAUAUGGCGGCGGAUACUCUGGUGGUGGAGGCCGUGGUGGGGGUUAUGAUCCUGGCCAUGGAGGUCAUGGUGGUGGUGGCUACUAUGGUGGUGGUGGUGGUCGUGGUCAUGGUGGACGCGGAGGAGGAGGAGGAAGAGGAGGAGGAGGAGGAGGGUAUUGCCGCCAUGGCUGUUGCGAUCAUGGAUACCGUGGAAGUUGUAGAAGGUGUUGCCAUUACGCUGGUGAAGCUGUGGCUGCUCAAACUGCGGACAAGACUCAAAACUGAUCAUAUGGUGCAAUUCUUGAUGCAACAUGAUCUAUAUAUGUUAGUUGAAUAAAUGAUCUUGUGUGAGAGUGGCAUUGAUAGACAGUGAGGAAGCUCAUCUUCUCUUCAUAUGAUCUUUCUUAACUUGUCCUAAAUAAUGUUCUAUGUUGUUUUUAACGUUGUAAUCAUCGAUCCAAGUAAUUUCAUGUGUUGCUUAUCAUAACAAAUAAAAUUAGUACGUAAUAUAUAUCAGGUGUUUGGAUA
Lotus japonicus is the source of this 714-nucleotide messenger RNA. RefSeq names its product cold and drought-regulated protein CORA-like. Lineage: Eukaryota; Viridiplantae; Streptophyta; Magnoliopsida; Fabales; Fabaceae. Bases 55 to 471 code for a protein of 138 amino acids. The transcript has 2 exons. The record is from RefSeq and is a predicted model, not a curated record.